AUGAAUCUCUCAGCAUCAUCAACUUCUUCUACGACUAGUGUUUCCUCUCCUUCUUCGACGGCAACCUCCUGGUUUUCCGGAAUUGUUCGGGGCCGGACAAAUAGGUCCAGCAGUUUGAAAAUGUUGAAUAAUUCCGGUGAAUAUAUUGCUGGACCUAUUAAAGGCAAGAAUCAGUUCCGCGGUGUGCUUUUCAAGUACGGACCCAAUCCUGUUCAGGUUGCAUUUAAAACAGGUGAUUAUAAACAACAGGUGGUUUUUAUUGGUGGAUUGACUGAUGGUUUUCUAGCCACUGAAUACUUGGAACCCCUUGCAAUUGCUUUGGAUAAGGAGAAAUGGUCACUUGUUCAGCUACUUAUGUCAUCUUCAUAUACUGGAUAUGGCACCUCCAGCUUGAAACAAGAUGCCUCAGAACUUGAUCAGCUGAUAAGUUAUUUGAUCAACAAAGAAGAUUCUGAGGGUGUGGUACUACUCGGGCACAGUACUGGCUGUCAGGAUAUCGUGCAUUACAUGCGUACAAAUGCCGCGUGCUCCCGAGCUGUCCGUGCUGCCAUUUUGCAGGCUCCAGUUAGUGACCGGGAGUAUAAAGCAACUCUUCCUGAAACGGCUUCCAUGAUUGACCUGGCUUCAACUAUGAUAGCAGAAGGUCGGAGCUCAGAAUUAAUGCCCAAGGAAGCAGAUCCGUCUGCCCCAAUAACUGCCUAUAGGUAUCACUCUCUUUGUUCAUACAUGGGGGAUGAUGACAUGUUCAGUUCUGAUCUUAGUGAUGACCAGCUGAGAACAAGACUUGGUCACAUGAGCAAUACACCUUGCCAGGUUAUCUUUUCAAUGGCUGAUGAAUAUGUCCCCGAGUAUGUUGAUAAGAAAGCUCUGGUAGAAAGAUUGUGCAGAGCAAUGGGUGGUGCAGAGAAAGUUGAAAUUGAACAUGGUAACCACUCCCUUUCGAACAGAGUCCAAGAAGCUGUCCAGGCAAUUAUUGAUUUUGUUCAAAGAGAGGGACCCAAAGGCUGGGAUGAUCCUUGGAACUAA
Molecule: messenger RNA, 1026 nt
Organism: Dovyalis caffra
Lineage: Eukaryota; Viridiplantae; Streptophyta; Magnoliopsida; Malpighiales; Salicaceae
Source: the annotation of a GenBank genome assembly